This is a messenger RNA of Panicum hallii, 1064 nucleotides long. RefSeq lists its product as uncharacterized. The transcript has a single exon. The coding region runs from base 123 to 731 and encodes 202 amino acids. The record is from RefSeq and is a predicted model, not a curated record. Lineage: Eukaryota; Viridiplantae; Streptophyta; Magnoliopsida; Poales; Poaceae.
CCCCUGCUGGUGCGGAGUACCCAGCCAGGCAGGUGCUCACUCUUACCAUGGGAAGCGACAGUGGCCCGAGUCCGGGCACGGAGGCCGAACGCGAGCAGUAGGCAGGAGCCGCGAGGGAGAUCAUGGACGAUGGUGACUUCACCUUCGCCGCCGUCCCGCCGCCUCUUCUGGCCGCGGGCGGCGGCGGUCGCAUGGGCGUGCUGUACCCGGUCUUCGGCCGGCCGAGGUCCCCGCCUCGGCCGCCUGCUCCGGAGCUGGAGACGGCCACCGCGCGGGUGCCGCUAGGACGGCUCCUGCUGGUGGACAGGGAGCCGGCGCCGGCGCAGCAGCCGCCGGCGCCGGCGGACGACCUCGACUCUGUCCCGGCGGAGAUGUACUGCCCGUGGUCCCCCGGGUGGUCGGCGGCGUCCCCGGCGCGGUGCAAGAAGAGCGGCUCCACGGGGUCGGUCCUCCGCUGGCGGCCGCGGCUUGUCGGGCGGAGCCAGAGCGACGGCAAGGAGAAGUUCGUGUUCCUGAACACCACCGGCGCCGCCUCCGGCCGGUCCGGCCGUAAGGGGAGGAGCGGCGGCGGCGGUGUCUCUGCCGCUCUCGGCGGCCACGCCUGGAGCUACUACGCGAGCGGCGGGGCCAGCAAUGGCGCGCGCCGGAGGUCGUUCCUGCCGUACAAGCAGGACCUCGUCGGGCUGUUCGCCAACGCCGCCGUGUUCCGGCGCAGCUACCUCCCGUUCUGACGACGUUUCGUACGUGCUCCCGGUGUGGUUCCACCCUAUCUGCAUACGUACACGAAUACGAAGAGUUAUUAAGUCGGUGUGGUUACUUUGCUCCGUGAUUGAUUGGUAACUUUUGCUGGUUUGUUUGUUAGUACAAAUCAUCGGUUUUUCAUCACAUCAUCAGUGUAACAGAGCUUGUAGCACUAGCAGGCAGUGGUGCAGAGUGUUAGCUAUGUGCACACUCCGUUUCAUUCAGCACUCUAGAUUUUCUUUUGCUGUCUGCCUGUCUCGCUUGUAGAACAAAGGUAUUUUGGAGCGUGGUCUAUUAUGAAACUGUUCAACUUUUUUUUUUAA